AGUAGUGGGUUCGCCCCUCCGACUGCAACCUGACAGUCGCUCCAGCCGCGUUCAGUCGGAACCGGGAUCCACCGAGUCGACUUCACCUCAGACCUGAACGCGAGGACAUCGACGACCAGCUCCCUAUUUUGUGCGUCUCCAACCCGGUUUCCUCCUCUGGAUUAUAAUCCGAAGCUGAGGACGAGGACACGAUGGCUCGCUUCAGACGCAGCAAGAUGACGCUGCUGCUGUGCUGUCUAACCAAGGCUUUUGUGAGUGCGAGUCUGGGCGUGAACGAAACUCAGGAGCAGCAUCCGACAAACGUCUACCACGACAUGGGACUGACCCGGAACAAGAUCGUGUCGGCUCAGUUCGAGUGCUACCAGAAGCUCAUGAAGGACAACUCUCAGACAGGAAAUGAGCCGGUGUGUAAUCGGACGUGGGACGGAUGGUUGUGUUGGGAUGACACCAAAGCCGGAGUGACGUCUGAGCAGCACUGUCCCGACUACUUUGAGGACUUCGACCCUUCAGAGAUGGUGACGAAGAUCUGCACUGACAGCGGCCACUGGUUCAUCCACCCUCACAGCAACCGGACCUGGACCAACUACACCCGGUGCAAUGAGCGCACCUUGGAAAGCAGAGUGACUGCAAUGAAUCUGUUCUACCUCGCUCUGAUCGGACACGGGCUGUCGCUCACCUCCCUCUUCGUCUCCCUGGGAAUCUUCUUCCACUUCAAGAGUUUGAGCUGUCAGAGGAUCACGCUCCACAAGAACCUCUUCUUUUCUUUCGUCCUCAACUCCGUCAUCACUAUUAUUUUUUUGACCGCUGUAGCCAACAACCAGGAGCUGGUGCAGAGAAACCCAACGAGCUGUAAAGUCUCUCAGUUCAUCCAUCUCUAUCUGUUUGGCUGCAACUACUUCUGGAUGUUGUGUGAAGGAAUCUACCUCCACACUCUCAUCGUGGUCGCCGUGUUUGCGGAGAAGCAGCACCUCAUGUGGUACUACCUGCUGGGCUGGGGGUUUCCACUGAUCCCUGCCUCCAUCCACGCCAUCGCGAGAAGCUACUACUACAACGACAACUGCUGGAUCAGUGCUAAAACCUCGCUGCUCUACAUCAUCCAUGGUCCCAUCUGCGCCGCCCUGCUGGUCAACCUGUUCUUCCUGCUCAACAUCGUGCGAGUCCUCAUCACCAAACUGAAGGUGACCCACCAGGCCGAGUCCAGUCUCUACAUGAAGGCGGUGCGGGCCACGCUCAUCCUGGUUCCUCUGCUGGGAAUCCAGUACGUGCUUCUCCCCUACAAACCCGAAGGACGAGUCUCCUCUGAAAUCUACGACUACAUCAUGCACAUACUCAUGCACUACCAGGGUCUGCUGGUGGCCACUAUCUUCUGCUUUUUCAAUGGAGAGGUCCAGGCGGUGCUCAGGAGACACUGGAACCAGUACAACAUCCAGUUUGGCAGCAGCAUGGGGAACCACUCGGACGCCCUGCGCUCUGCCUCGUACACCGCAUCGUCCAUCACCGAGGUCCAGGGCUGCUACAGCAUCGACGGGCAUUCGGAACACAUGAACGGCAAGGGCUGCCACGACACUGACGCCUGCAUCUUAAAAUCAGACAACCCGUUCGCCUGAUGCCAUCGAUCCCCUCCCCCUGGAGCCCCCCUCCCCCUCCUGUCCUCUCUAUAAACUGAAAGAGUUGGAUCACCAUGGCAACCAGGACUACAUCUAUUUACAGAGACUGACAUUCGGAGACGCGGAAGAAAGCCUUUCCGGUGUGAGGUGAGAAUCCUGUGCCGAUUUCAGUGGACUGGAAACCACGACGGAUCCUGUUGAGCACAAAAGCCUUCUGGUGACACUGUUAACCUAUGAUUAGUGCCAAACUUUCUUUCAUAUCCUCUUAUUCUUGGUUUGCUUGCAGCGGCCCAACGCAGGACUCCUCCCCGGGUGCACAAUAUUUAGAUGACGUGUUUACUUAUGUGAAAGUAUUACGAUGGUGUUGAUACAGUAGACUGAUACCGUAUAGUAUUUAUUAAAGCGAUCAUGUGUUUUAUGCAGAUUCACGAUUGUCAAAGUAUUUUCUAACGUUUGUGUCAGUGUUUGUGUUUUCCAAGGCUGUGGGGUGGUAGGAAAUAAGAAUUACAGACAUAUUCGCAACUGCCGAUUCUUGCCUCAAUUGAAAUAUACAUUUUUUUAGGUUGAUGGAAUGAUGCUUGACUGUCAAGAGAAAUAUGUAUAUUUAAAGGGAAAUAUUUUUUAAUUCUCCUAGAGUAAAGCAGUGACUUUUAGAUGAUUUUAGAUUUAGAAUAUUGCCAGAAAUUAAAUAGCAAUUGCUGAGAGGAAGAAAUAAAAUGUGACAUUAAUUGGUAUUAGUGUUAAAAAUGAUCUGUCAGAGACUCAGUUGCAGCAGGACCUCGAAGUAGCCGAGUCCCAGAGUUCCUUCAUCUGUCCUGGAUAGUUACCACUGAGGGUCUUCCUAAAGUCGCCUGUCAGAUUUACAACCAAGUUCUGGUUUGCUUCACCAUCGAUGUGUCAAUCCCUAGACUGGCACCACACGGUAACCUCUUCAGUCUUUUAAAAAAUGUAGAGACAUUUUUUUUUUUUUUUCAAUAUCAGACAUGCAGAUGAAGAAGUAAAAAAGGGCUCCAUGUGCGAUUGGCUUUUCACCUUUAACCAAAAUAUAUUUGCUGCCCACGCCAACUUCAAAUAUAUUCAUAGUUUUAUCUCACACUUUGCAACAUCUCAGAAGAAAAACGCUACAAUCUCUAUUGUUACUGAAUCAAUCUCAAGCUCAUAUUAGCAUUGUUAGCAUCUCGGCUACAGGAGCACUUAAUCCUGUCUAUGUGAGGUGAGGUGAUGUAGCUGCAUUAAAUGGAUUUUGAUGUAAAAUUUUCUUAUUUUUAUGUAUAUGCUUUUAUGUAAACACAAGUUCUACUUCACAAACGCUUAAUGAAAAACAAAAAUAUCACUUUUAUUCUACAACGCUAAUCCUCUUUUUGCUGAACACCGUUUCUACUUGGAAAUGAAGAUGGCAUACAAGUAAAAAUAAUUAUUUAUAAUUCAUUGUGAAACCCUGAACAAAGGUAUUUGUGAUGAAGGGCUGUUUUUUUUUUGUCCAGAGUUAAAGUCAUCCAUCAAUGAAACGUCUCAUACUCCAGCUAGAUUGAGGACCAGACUUCAGUGGGUUCCCAUGACAUUUCAAAUUAAUUUUUUUUGAAAAGUGCUAAAAUGUGUUUCCAGUUUGAUCAGCUGUUCUUGAUGCGAACUGCGGAGGGUUUUUUAGGUGUUUUAAGAAGCACAAAACUACCAAAGAGACGAUGGCAAGUGGCAGGGUUCAGUGCAGUACAGUACGGUACAGAAAACAUGGAUCUCACUCACUCUCUCCCAUAGUUUACCAAGGGGCUCCACAAAACCUCACACUGUAUCAGAGGGGAAAAAUGGUAAGAAACCAAAGCGAUUCCAACCUCUGGUCACAUGCUUGCCUGACAUCUCCAAAGAUAUCCAUCACACCUGCAUCCAACCUAAACAUGCAUUUGCAUAAAAAUGAUGGACAGGCCCCGCAACCCCUCCACCCCAUCUAGAUUAUCGUGUUGACAUCUGACAUAGAUCAUUUCUGCAUAAUGUCUAUCCCCAUGAUGAAUGAUGAGGUGUCACGCUGUACUGAACUGACCCACUGUGAACCGCCAAACAACCCCCAUAGCAACUGUCCAUAGACAAACCAUGUGACCGUCACUACUGUGUUUACGACUGACCCUCCUCUCUCACUGCCGGUCCCCUUCACAAUGUCAAAUAUAUCUUUCAUAAAUGUUCCAUUGUGUGUGUGUGUGUGUGUGUGUGUGUGUGUGUGUGCGAGUAUAUAUAUAUAGAAAGAAAGACAAUGCCCAGAAUGUUCAAAGUGAUCCUUAACAACGUGUGUCCUUUCAACACCACAUGACAAGUUGCAGUAAUCACAGAGCCAGUAUUUCCGAAACUGAAAACAGCUGGUUGUUUUGUCUGAAUGUAAACGCAAUGUUACUCUGUUCAAUAUAAACAUGUCACA
Messenger RNA from Synchiropus splendidus (mandarinfish), 4011 nucleotides. RefSeq names its product calcitonin receptor-like a (gene calcrla). Gene Ontology annotation, biological process: cell surface receptor signaling pathway; adenylate cyclase-activating G protein-coupled receptor signaling pathway; angiogenesis. Gene Ontology annotation, cellular component: plasma membrane. The record is from RefSeq and is a predicted model, not a curated record. Gene Ontology annotation, molecular function: adrenomedullin receptor activity; calcitonin gene-related peptide receptor activity; calcitonin receptor activity. The coding region runs from base 192 to 1607 and encodes 471 amino acids. Lineage: Eukaryota; Metazoa; Chordata; Actinopteri; Syngnathiformes; Callionymidae. The transcript is spliced from 13 exons.